Bufo gargarizans (Asiatic toad) is the source of this 3052-nucleotide messenger RNA. RefSeq names its product LAS1 like ribosome biogenesis factor (gene LAS1L). The record is from RefSeq and is a predicted model, not a curated record. The coding region runs from base 24 to 1763 and encodes 579 amino acids. Gene Ontology annotation, biological process: maturation of 5.8S rRNA; maturation of LSU-rRNA. Gene Ontology annotation, cellular component: preribosome, large subunit precursor; Las1 complex. NCBI's taxonomy places the organism in Eukaryota, Metazoa, Chordata, Amphibia, Anura, Bufonidae. The transcript is spliced from 13 exons. Gene Ontology annotation, molecular function: endonuclease activity.
GGCCAGUAGUGCUGCCGCUGGGGAUGGCGGGCAGGCGGCAGGUAGUAGCCUGGAUCAGCAAGGCGGAAUGGGAGCAGGUCCUGGAAUAUCUGUACAGCCGGGACUGCAAGCUCCAGCGGGACGCGCUGCACCAGAUCUCCGCAUGGAAGAGCAGGUAUGGGAACAGCAUGCCACUGGCUGUAGAGUGCACCGCUGAUCUGGUGCGCUGCAAAAUCCUGGAUGUUAGCGGCGGCAUGGGAGAACAAGAGCUGGAGUUACUUUAUGGAUUGGCACUGGUCAGGUUUGUAAAUAUAAUCACCGAACCCAAACAGAAAAACAUUGCAAUUCCUUUAAGGCGCCUGGCUAAUGAGCUGAAGAUUCCAGAAUGGGUGGUAAACCUACGUCACAGCGCAACUCACGGGAAGUUGCCCAAACUGAGUCUGUGCCGCAAAGGUUGGGAUUUUGUGAUGGAUUGGCUGAGACGUGAAUAUUGGUCCCGUCAGCUGGGUAACUCCUCAAAUCCUCAGUGGAUGUCUGAAGAGAACGAUGAUUCAGAAGAAGCUGAAGAAGUCCUUCCCACCUUGUCGCUAAAAGAACAGAAACGGCAAACUCUCACUGCAAAGCUCCGAGAGUCGUUACAGUCCUACACAAGUGAGCAGUUUAAGAUUUUUGAAGAACAACAAAAAGAUUCUGCUCGAAAACCGUGGACUGCCACAGCUAAUCUGGAGUGGAUUAUAGCACAAGUCAAAGAGCUGGUGCAUCAAAACAGCGUUCAGACUGCUGUAGAUAUUUUCCUUCAAGACGGUUUCCUUAUACCUACUGGAAAACAGCUGUCGACCCUGAAGAUAGAGCCAGAUGAGGUUGAGGACCUACGCCUCCCCCGCACCCUCCUACGGUUAUGGCAACCACUACUAAAAGUCUUACACUCCCAGACAUUCACUCAGGAACUACUGGAGAAAAUGUUUGCUGGCGUGGGAAAUUACAAGAAGGCACAGGUCCGGGAGCACUACCUAAUCUGCUGGAUUGCUGAAAUUUUAACAGCAAAUUACAGAGCAGAUAAAAAAUACAUGGUCGGGUCUCGUAACCAGACCCAUGUGAAAAGCAAAUGGAAGUUCUUUUCUCACAGUGUGUCUUUACAAUGGAAAAAGCUGAUGCAGAAGUGCCUUGAAUUUCCAUGCCAGAUGACCCCACAAGUUCUACAGCUGAUUUUUUCAAAUACAAAAAAUCACUUGCCAUUGGCCACUCAAGAAAAGUUGCUGUGUCUCUGCUCAAUCUACAUCCAGGAUGCAGGUGCUGAUGGUUCGAUAGACUAUAGUGAUCAGCCUAUCUACACAGUGGAGAGCUUACAGUGGAAAAUAAAGCAGGAUACUAAAACCAGAUCCUUCAAGCACUGGGGAAGAUCCCAGCCUGACGAAGAGGAGGAAGAGAUGAGUGAGCAAACGGAGGAUGAGGAGAUGAUCACAGAGCCGUACGAGGAAUACAUUCAGAUGAUAAACAGGAAGGCCGCGGCUGAGAGGAGAGCAGCGCUAGAGGGCUCUGCCUGGGGGGUCAGCUCAGAAUUUGUGAAGUGGGGCGAGUAUCCACUAGGAGUAGUCCCUGGGCAGACGGAAGACCCUGGCUGCCUCUUGAUUGACAGUUAUUCUAUGAUGUCUGUGCUAGAACAGCAGGACUCUGAGUCCCGGAGCAUUCCAAUGAGUUCUCCCGCUGUCACUACUGCGGCCAACAAGAUGUACUGGAGCCAGGGUGAACUGAAUCACAUUAAAGCCGGGCUGCGGCUCUUCUGAAGAUCUGUAUUCGCCUGCAAAGACUCAUUCCAACCGGUCGGUGACAUCACUUGUGAAAACCUUCAUAUUGAACUUGGCAAGAUUUGUUUUGUUGUUACACCAAGGCCUUUUUUUAUUUUUCUUUUUUUCUUUUUUUUUUUUGGUAAGGUUUCAUUUUUAUGCUUAAUUCCUCCCCACACCUUCAGAGUUAUUCUUCUGUUCUUAAAUAUACUUGGUUUUUACUACAGAGCGUGUGUGGUGCACACUUUCAUAGUGCCAAAUCUGUAUAUUGGCUGUGACAUUGAGUCGUUGCAGUGCCUCAUGGAGGUUGUAUUCCAUGAGGCGCAACAAAGAAACCAUUCCAAAAUACAUCUUCAUUAAGUGCUCAUGCACACAAACGUAUUUUUUUUUUUUUUUUUGUCCAUAUCCGAUGACUUAAAAAAGGGCUGUGGAGUCAAAGCUAGUUUUGGGUGUAAUUGGUAGAAAAGUCCUGACUCGGACUCCAGCUUAAAGAAAUAUUAUCUGUUGCUAAUAUUGUGUAAUUUAUUAACAUUCAUGGAAAUUUAGAAAAGUUUAUAAAUUAUAUUUAAUGUUCUAUGCAUCUAAAGGCGCAUUUACAUGCAUAGACUGAGCAGGCUAUGACCAGGAAGGGACCGUUCAUUCUCAGUAAUUGCCUACUUGUCAGUGGAAGUGAAGAGCUGUACUUACAUGCGAUGGCUACCGUACAGUAUUAGAAUGUAUUGGCUCUGAUGAGCCAAAGUUAUUACUUUGCGAAGUCCCAAUUUGAUUUCUAUAGUAGAAAACCAUUUCCCAAACUCUGGUUCGGUUCCAAGUUGUACCUUGGAAGGAACAUAACCAGAGCUCAGGAAAAAAAUUUAAAUUAUUUUUUUACAAUAGAAAUAAAUGUAUAAGUUAUUACGCCAAGUUUUUCGAAGUAAUAACUUCGGCUCAUCGGAGACAAAACAUUCGAUGUUUUAUCCGAAGUCUAUCCGCUCAUCCCUAGUUACAAUGCCUAAAACUGUUCUGUACAUGCUCAGUAAUGAUGACUAGAGGAGGAAGUUUACUGCUGGGCAUGGCUGCAGUAAUCUCAGAGGAAUGCCACCCCUCUGCACUAUGAUGGUGCCAGGCAGGUGUAAUGUUUUCACUGCCUGGCCCUGUCAGUCAAAGUAGAGAGGACAUAGCUGGCAGUUGCAGAUAGAGCAGAGCCUCUAGGUCAGGGCUGGCCAACCUGAGGCUCUCCAGCUGUUGCAAAACUACAACUUCCAGCAUGCCCAGACUACCAACAGCUUUCAGCCUACAGCAGGACAUAG